UUUUUUUUCGCAGCCCUAAGCACUGAUGUUAUCGCAGAGAAUUGGAUGUACUAUAUUCUGCGUUUACUGAUGCCCAUUUAUUGUGAUGUAGGAAAGCCCCCUUGCUUUAAGGUGUUUCUUUUGGGUGCAGUUAACUAGCACAUUAUUUCAUAAAGCCAUUCGGUUCUGUUCAAACAUUUUCUUACCAGAAAGUAGCAUAAUUUAGAGCAGUAUUACCAUACUCUGGAAAUUUGUGAGCUGUAUUCCCUCUCUGUGCAGUAUGAAGGGGUACAGAAGGGAAGCCUCUGGCUGCUCCCUGGUGUGAAGCAUUCCAAUGAUCUCUGGGGAGGAACAAGAAAAUCGCUUUUAUUACAUUGUACAAAUUACACGAGGCUCUUGUCAGAAACCCAGAUAAGAGCUUGAAUGGGGACAUUUUUCUGCAAAGGUACAGCUAAUAUUAGUUUCCUAGCUGCAGAGUUCUACAAACCAAAGUUAAGAAAACCUCAAGGAGGGAAGCAAGAGAAAAAAGUUAUCCAUCCCUACAGCAGAAAAGCUGCACAGCUUGCAAGGGAAGUACACAAACAGGAAAAGAAAGAAAAGUUGAAGACUGACAAAGCUUUGCGUCUAAGUAUUAUUGGAGAAAAACUGCAAUGGUUUCAAAGUCACCUUGAUCCAAGUAAAAUCGAGUACACAAAGAAGGAAGCUGGUGAACUAAUUGAAAAUUAUAUGUGUCGAUUCAAUGCUGAAUUGGAGCAGAUUGAAUUACAAAACAGUAUUAAAGGCAGACAAGGAAGACAGCAUGGUUCACGGGAAGCUGUCAUCAAGCAGACAAUAGAACGUGAAAGACAACUCUAUGAGGGCUAUGGAAUAGAAAUCCCAGACAUUAUGAACAGAAAGCAUCUUAAAUUUUUCAGAGAAUGGGAUGGUGAUCUGAGGAAACUGCCAAACAUCAAAAUGAAAAAGCUUUCUGCUAGGGAUGCUGCCUGCAGUCACCCCGAGGUGACAGACGCAGAAGCAAAAGAAGACUUGAAUGAAGAAAAAGAGGUGGGCCCUGAUGAGCACCAGCUGAUCCAAGAGCUGAAAUAGUGAAGGGAAUUAUAAGAAAUCUAUUUUAAUUUUCACUGCAAACAAAAAUAAAAUUUAACUAUAUUUCUAAA
Molecule: messenger RNA, 1136 nt
Organism: Agelaius phoeniceus (red-winged blackbird)
Lineage: Eukaryota; Metazoa; Chordata; Aves; Passeriformes; Icteridae
Source: RefSeq, a predicted model, not a curated record